AUGGCAAUGUCACCACACCUCACACUCUCUCCCACCCCAACCCUAACCUUCCACGGCCCCCAGUCCACCUCCCUCCUCUCCACCUCCUCGGCCACCAUCUCCCUCGUGUCCCCAAAUCCCAACCAACCAGCAACCCCGCUCUUCCACGUCAAAACCUCCAAACACUCCAAACCCAACGUCACCAUAACCCGCCUCUCCGGCCCACCCAACGCCCCACCCCUCGCAACCGCCACCUUUCACACCCUCACCUCCUCCAUCGACAUCUCCUUCGGCGGCAGCAGCAACAACCCCGGCCAGGCCCUACCCCCACUGAAGCUCUCCCAAGACUGGACCUCCGUCUCCCUCGGCGCCAGGACGUUCCACUACGCGCCCCGCGGGCUCGAUCUGAAAUGGCGCGCCCGCGACGCCCUCGACGGGCAUGAACUGCGCGAUUCCCAAAAGAGGGUGUUGGCGCGCUACAAGUCCUGCAGUGGUGGGGAUUUGUUGGGGACGGGGCCGCCGGUGCUGGAGGUGUUUGUGGUGGGGGCGGAUGAGGCGUUGGUGGACAUGGUGGUGGUUACGGCGGUGAGCGUCGUGAGGGCGGAGGAGAGGGAGGUCAAGAAGGUGAUGAAGAUUUUGGGGGAUUUGGGCUAG
Molecule: messenger RNA, 633 nt
Organism: Cyphellophora europaea CBS 101466
Lineage: Eukaryota; Fungi; Ascomycota; Eurotiomycetes; Chaetothyriales; Cyphellophoraceae
Exons: 1
Coding region: 1-633 (210 amino acids)
Source: RefSeq, a predicted model, not a curated record